Tricharina praecox is the source of this 1365-nucleotide messenger RNA. RefSeq lists its product as uncharacterized. The transcript has 4 exons. Gene Ontology annotation, cellular component: oligosaccharyltransferase complex. NCBI's taxonomy places the organism in Eukaryota, Fungi, Ascomycota, Pezizomycetes, Pezizales, Pyronemataceae. The record is from RefSeq and is a predicted model, not a curated record. Bases 138 to 1145 code for a protein of 335 amino acids.
AACAGGGCUGCCUGUUACGUUGCGCGGCCCGGAAGUGAACGUCGAGCGAGCGAGAGGGAGACAAUUAUUACACCUCCAAACAAAACUCCCCACCCACCAACUACAAGAACUGAACACCAACCGAUUGACCACCACCGAUGCGUCUACUCGCCCCACUCCUCUCGCUGUUGGCGAUAUCCUCAAUCGCGGCGGUCUCAGCUGUUGCUGCCAACGCCGGGAAUGAUAUGCUCGCGAAGUUCUCGGCCCUCACCUCCACGAAGGCAAAGUCAGGCGUGUUGCACCUUACGGAUGAGCUGUACGCGGACCUCGUCGGUGCGCCGAGAAACUACACGGCAGUGGUGCUGUUGACGGCGCUGGACCCCAAGUUUGGCUGCCAUCUGUGCAGGGAAUUCCAGCCCGAGUACGAAUUGCUCGCUACCAGCUGGCAGCGCAGUCAUAAGAACGGGGAUGGGUUGUUCUUUACGUCCCUGGACUUUUCCAAUGGCCGCGAUACUUUCGUGAAGCUUAAACUGAAUACCGCUCCCAUCAUGUUCCUGUUCCCUCCCACCGUUGGGCCGAAUGCGAACCUCCAGCACAUAGUUGAGCCCAUGAAGUUCGACUUCACGCAGAACGCCAUCCCCGCCGAACGUGUCGCCCAGUGGAUCUCGCUGAACACCCACAUGGAUCCAAAAGUGGUGCGGCCAUUCGACUACACCAACCUCGUCCUCGGUGGCGGCGCGGCAAUCGUCGGCCUUGCUAUUCUGAAGCUCUCUUUCAACACCCUGAAACCAGCACUCUAUUCACGCACGCUGUGGGCUACCAUCUCACUCGUCCUCAUAUUGCUCUUCACCAGUGGCCACAUGUUUAACCACAUAAGACGGGUUCCUUACAUCGCCAACAACGGAAAGGGCGGCAUUUCUUACAUCGCUGGAGGAUUUAGCAACCAGUUUGGGUUGGAGACGCAGAUUGUCGCUGGCGUUUAUUCCGUGCUCGCCUUCUGCGCCAUCGCUCUGGCGCUCAAGAUGCCCCGUGUGACUGAUCCGACCAAGCAGAAGAUCGGCAUUCUUGUCUGGAACGCUGUGUUGCUGUGCGCAUUCAGCUUCCUACUGGGACUCUUCAGGCAGAAGAACGGUGGCUACCCGUUUUACCUCCCUCCGGUGAUAUAAAUUGGGCAGGGCAAGAGUGAGAGACAGAGUGGUUUGGCGUGCGAGGCGAUGGGGUGUGGAAAGAGUAUGCUUUGCUGUGCUGAGCAAUACGUCAAAAUGCGAUGGAAGAGAGAAGGACGGACGAAAGAGGACGAUGUUACCAAGUAAAGCAAUAACUUUAUAGACUCACGAUAGUCUACAAUGCAAACUGGAGCGCUUGGCCUAGAAUAUUACUCAAAGU